AUGUCCAGAGAUUAUCAAACCAUUGAAUCUGAAUUAAUUGAUGAAACAACAAAUUAUCAAUCAUCUUUUAAAAAAAUUAAAUAUAUCAUAUUUUCAAUAUUAACAAUACCAUUUAUAAUUUAUUUAUUUAUAAUAUUACCAACUCAAGAAACUGAAAGAAUUAAUUUACCAAGAUUAAAUAAAUUUGAUAAAUUAUCUAAACCAUUAACUAAAACAAAUGAAAGAUUAAUUAUAAUUGGUGAUGUUCAUGGUUCUUUAAAACCUUUAAAAAAUUUAAUUGAAAAAGUUGAAUUUAAUAAUGAGAUGGAUCAAGUUAUUCUUUUAGGGGAUUAUUUAUCAAAAGGUCCAGAUUCAAUAGGUGUAUUAGAUUAUGCAAUGGAAAAUGGUUUUAAAGGUAUCUUGGGUAAUCAUGAAUUAUCAAUCCUAGCAAAAUAUCAAGGUUCUAAAAAUUUAUAUUUCCAAGAUGAUGAUUUAUAUAAUUUAACUAAAAAAACCAUUGAUGGACCAAAAAAAAUUGAUAAAGAAAUCAUGAUUGCCAAAAAAUUAACACCAGAGCAUAUUAAUUAUAUUACUUCAAUGCCAAUUUUCUUGGAAUUAGGACUUGUAUCAAGUUUUACAAAUCAUGAAAAUAAAUGGAAUUCACCAAUUAAUGGAAUUGCAUCACAUUUAGGUAUAAAUAUUGACAAAAAAACAAUUGAAAAUCAAAAAAUUAUGGAUCAAUUACAAUUAAAUAAAUAUUGGUUUAAGGAUUAUAAUAAUUAUGAAAAAACAAUUGAUAAAAAACAUAGAAAUAUAAUAUUUUAUGGUCAUUAUGCCGGAUUAGGUUUAAAUUUAAAUAAAUAUUCAAAAGGUUUAGAUAGUGGUUGUGUUUAUGGUGGUGAAUUAACUGCUAUGGUUAUUUAUAUAGAGAAAGAACAUGAUGAAUUAGUGUAUAAACAUGAUGUUGUUUCAGUUAAAUGUUGA
Hansenula ciferrii is the source of this 963-nucleotide messenger RNA. RefSeq names its product putative serine/threonine-protein phosphatase (gene PPN2). The coding region runs from base 1 to 963 and encodes 320 amino acids. Gene Ontology annotation, cellular component: cytoplasm. Gene Ontology annotation, molecular function: phosphatase activity; endopolyphosphatase activity. The record is from RefSeq and is a predicted model, not a curated record. NCBI's taxonomy places the organism in Eukaryota, Fungi, Ascomycota, Saccharomycetes, Phaffomycetales, Wickerhamomycetaceae. Gene Ontology annotation, biological process: polyphosphate catabolic process. The transcript has a single exon.